AUGAUGGCAGGAAGGAAAGCGAGUAGCAGAGUACAGCCCUUGGACUUCAGGCAUGCCAACUACAGCCUUGUCAGGCAGUUGGAAGCUCUCCACCUCCAUCUCCUUUGGAACAAGCCCUGUGGCCCGACCCCGCUGGCCAACAGCUGCAAUGAGCCCUGUGUCAGGCAGUGCCAGGACUCCACCGUCGUCAUCGAGCCCUCCCCUGUGGUGGUGACCCUGCCCGGACCCAUCCUCAGCUCCUUCCCGCAGAACACCGCCGUGGGAUCCUCCACCUCCGCUGCCGUCGGCAGCAUCCUCAGCUCUGCGGGAGUGCCCAUCUCCUCGGGGGGCUUUGGCCUCUCCGGCCUCUCUGGCUUGGGCAGCCGCUACUGCAGCACAAGGUGCCUCCCUUGCUAA
Molecule: messenger RNA, 396 nt
Organism: Chroicocephalus ridibundus (black-headed gull)
Lineage: Eukaryota; Metazoa; Chordata; Aves; Charadriiformes; Laridae
Product: feather keratin 1-like
Exons: 3
Coding region: 1-396 (131 amino acids)
Cellular component (GO): intermediate filament
Molecular function (GO): structural constituent of cytoskeleton
Source: RefSeq, a predicted model, not a curated record